Messenger RNA from Canis lupus familiaris (dog), 984 nucleotides. Its product is annotated as procathepsin L. Lineage: Eukaryota; Metazoa; Chordata; Mammalia; Carnivora; Canidae. Gene Ontology annotation, cellular component: lysosome. Gene Ontology annotation, molecular function: cysteine-type endopeptidase activity. Gene Ontology annotation, biological process: immune response. The record is from RefSeq and is a predicted model, not a curated record.
CCUUCUCUCUUUCUGGCUGCCUUCUGCCUGGGAAUAGCCUCAGCUGUUCCACAACUGGAUCACAGCUUAGAUGCACACUGGUCCCAGUGGAAGGAGGCACACGGGAAACUAUAUGACAAGGAUGAAGAAGGAUGGAGGAGAACAGUGUGGGAGAGGAACAUGGAAAUGAUUGAACAGCACAAUCAGGAAUACAGCCAAGGGGAACACAGCUUCACUCUGGCAAUGAAUGCCUUUGGUGACAUGACCAAUGAAGAAUUCAAACAGGUGCUGAAUGACUUUAAAAUCCAGAAGCACAAGAAAGGAAAAGUGUUCUGAGCACCUGUCUUUGCUGAAAUCCCCUCAUCUGUGGACUGGAGAGAGCAAGGCUACAUCAUUCCUGGGAAGGAUCAGGGUCCUUGUGAAUCUAGGUGGGCAUUUAAUACCACUGAUGCCUGGGAAAGAUAGACAUUCCGCAAAACUGGCAAACUUGUGUCCUUGAGUGAGCAGACUGACUUCUCUUGGGCUGAAGGCAAUGAGGGCUGCAGUAGUGGCCUGGUGGGUAACAGCUUCCAGUAUGUUAAGGACAAUGGGGGCCUAGACUCAGAGGAAUCCUAUCCAAACACUGAAACCUGCAAAUACAGGCCUGAGUAUCCUGCUGCCAACAUCACUGACUUCGUGGAACAUCCUCAGCAGGAGGAGUCCCUUAUGGUGUCAGUGGCAACUGUGGGGCUGGUCUGUCUCUAUUAGUAUCAAUGCAAGCCUGGAUACCUUCUGGUCUAUAAAGAAGGCAUUUGUUAUGAUCCAAACUGCAGCAGCAAACACCUGAAUCAUGGUGUUCUGGUGGUUGGCUAUGGAUUUAAAGGAGCAGAAUCAGAACACAAAAAAAUUUGGAUUAUCAAGAACAGCUAGGGCACAGACUGGGGCAUGCAGGGCUGCAUACUGAUAGCCAAAAACCAGGACAACCAUUGGGGAAGCACCACUAGGGUGAGUAUUCCUGUCGUCUGA